AUGUCAUACGAAGCGUCCGCCACCGAAGUGGCAGAAGACUACCGCCAGGCACUUGAAGACCUGACUACCAACGUGCGCUUCGAAAUCAGCAAUCUGACAAUGAUUGCAAGAGAACAGACAGAGCACGCCCAGGUUAUAUCUGAAGUUCUGCAAGAUCACAUUUUGAAGGCUCCGGCACACAAGAAGCUCCCGGCUCUCUAUGUCCUCGAUUCGAUCGUCAAAAAUGUUGGCACUCCGUACACACUUUUCUUCGGCGCGAAGCUAUAUCAGACAUUUAUGGAAGCGUACGCCGCGGUCGACGGUCAAGUACGCCGCAAGAUGGACGAGAUGCUCCGUACGUGGAAGGAGCCGGUCCCUGGAUCUCUGGACAAGCGUCCGGUCUUCGCCCCGGAGGUUACGCAGCCCAUCGAGAGCGCUCUGAUGAAAGCUCGCACAUCGGCUCUUCAGGCUCAGCAGGGUCGAGGCCGCGGUCGUCCCGGCGCGCCGUAUCGCGAAACGCCCACGCCGCCAGGUGUACGUCCUGGGUCCAACCAGCCAGGACCGUACGCUCAGCCGCCGCCUAUGCAACAACCGAACGGAAGCCGACCUCCGAGCGCGCCGCUUCCACACCACCCGCAGAUGGUGCCCUAUGCACCUCCUCCAGCGUCCUACAGCGCGCAGCCGCCCUCGGCAGCCCCUGGUCCUUAUCAACCGCCUCCACAAAUGCCACAUGCGGCUGGGCUUGCGGGCCCUCCUCCGGCUGGUGGGAUAAGCAAAGAUUCUCUGGGUCAAGAUAUCCAGAAGUUGAUCGAUGCGUCGAAGUUGGAGUUUGCGCAGAACCCACAUGAUCAUAGUAUUCAACAAAGACUUAAGGCGUUGUUGGAUGUGCAGAGCUUGCUUCAGCACCAGAAUUUGCCCCAGGACCAACUGGUCCUCAUAAAGAAUCAAGUAGCCGAUCUUGCUGUAAAAGUGCGGCCGUUCGCGGCCCAGGGCUCUGCCCCUGCUGCUACACCUGUUCCCCAUCAUCCACCGCCCGCUGCGGCGCCUGUAGUAUCGUCUGGACCUCCCCAGCAAUCAGCGGGAGUAACGCUUGAUGCUCUGUUCGGCCAAGGUGCACUUGCUUCUCUGCUUUCCCGGCAGUCAGCUACACCCCAGGCGCCGACACCGACGCCGCCGCCGCCGUUUCCGAACAUGGCUAUCCGGUCACCUCCUCCACAGAGGGCCGAGCCGCAACGGCAGCCCAGCGCUCCGCCGGCCGCAGACCCGAUGUCUUUGCUCGCAAGCCUGCGGCAAGCAGGACUGCUCUCAGGAGCUGCGAAUGCAACGCCUACACCAGUGCCGCAGCCAGCAUCGGCCCCCGUACUGGCGCCACCACCCCCGGCCCCUGUGCCGCCUCCAGGAAUGCCGAUGCUGCCACCCGGUCUGCUGCCUCCCAACAUUGCUCAGCUGUUGGCUGGCAUGCCGCGGCCUCCUCUACCAAACGCGAACCAACUUGAUGCCACGGCUUUGAAGCAACAAUAUCAACCACACUUGAUUUCCACGCUGUUUGAGCAGCUAGGGCCUCAAUGCACACAAUGCGGCAGGCGGUUCAAGACCAACGAGGAGGGCCGAAAGAAGAAGAUGGCACACAUGGACUGGCAUUUCAAAGCCCAUCAACGGCUAGCGGAAGCAGAAAAGCGAGGUCAGCACCGAAGCUGGUACGUCGACAGCAAGGACUGGCUUAAAUCACGAGAAGCCAUCGACAUUGAUCACGCACCGUCCACGGACAAUUCUUCAUCUAGUCCCGGCCGAGGAAAAAAGGAAGCCAAACCCAAGUACAUCCCCGUCCCAGAUGGAUCAAGCCGGAUCAACCACGUCUGUCCUAUCUGCCAGGAAAAGUUCGAGAAUAAGUGGCUUGAUACGGCACAAGAGUGGGACCACUACAUUGGAAUCGAUGUGGGCACUGGCUCUGCCAGAGCUUGCAUAAUCGACGAGACUGGCGAUAUCAAGGCCCUGGCCACUGAAACCAUCAAGCUUUGGCAGCCAGAGACAGGAUACUAUGAACAAUCGACGACAGACAUCUGGGCGUGCAUUUGCCUUUGUGUCAAGAAGGUUCUCAUCGAUUCAUCCGUCGACCCAGCCAAAAUCAAGGGCAUCGGCUUUGAUGCCACCUGCUCCCUCGCCGUCUUCAGCCACGACACUGACGAGCCUGUCCCCGUCACCGGCCCCGAAUUCGACAAUGCCGACGGCAACGACCGCAACGUCAUCCUGUGGCUUGACCACCGUCCCGUCGAGGAAACAGAGAAGAUCAACGCCACGGACCACAACCUGCUCAAGUACGUCGGUGGGACAAUGAGCAUUGAGAUGGAAAUCCCCAAGGUGCUCUGGCUCAAGAACAACAUGCCCAAGGAGCUUUUCGACCGUUGCAAGUUUUACGAUCUGGCGGACGCUCUGACACACAUGGCCACCGGCAAUGAGACGAGGAGCUUCUGCAGCACCGUCUGCAAACAGGGCUACGUCCCUGUGGGUGUCGAUGGCAGCGUCAAAGGGUGGCAGGAGGACUUUCUGACGACAAUUGGUCUCGAGGACCUUGUGAAGGAUGACUUCAAGCGCAUGGGCGGCGUGAACGGGGUGAACGGAAAGUACCUGAGCGCCGGAGAGCUUGUCGGCACGCUCUCUAAAAAGGCGGCUAGGGAGCUGGGACUUCCAGAGGGCAUUGCCGUUGGUGGCGGUGUGAUCGACGCCUACGCCGGCUGGAUCGGUACGGUUGGAGCCAAGGUCGAGCUUCCUCCCGACCAUCUGGACGAGGAGGCCCCAAAGAACGAUCUUUCUCAGGCCUUCCACAGACUAGCGGCGGUUGCUGGAACAUCGACAUGCCACUUGGCGAUGUCUAGGGAAGCCGUCUUCGUGCCCGGUGUCUGGGGCCCGUAUCGUGACGUGUUGUUGCCCGAGUUCUGGAUGGCCGAGGGCGGCCAGUCCGCAACUGGAGAGCUCCUCCGACACAUUCUUGACAUCCACCCCGCCUAUGUCGAGACGCAGGCACUUGCUACGGCCGAGUCGAAGAACAUCUACGACUUCCUGAACGCUCACCUCCAUUACAUGGCGGAGAAGACCAAUGCCCCUUCCGUCUCAUACCUUGGCCGCCACUUCUUCUUCUACGGCGAUCUGUGGGGCAACCGUUCGCCUGUUGCCGACCCUAACAUGAAGGGCGCUGUCAUCGGUCUCAGCAGCGACAAGACCACCGAUAACCUCGCGUUGUGGUACUAUGCGACAAUGGAGUUCAUUGCCAUGCAGACGCGUCAGAUUGUGGAGGCGAUGAACAACGCCGGCCACGUUCUCAACACCAUCUUCAUGUCCGGUAGCCAGUGCCAGAACCCACUGCUCAUGGACUUGAUGGCUACUAUCUGUGAUAUGCCCGUCCUCGUGCCCCGGUACGUCAACGCUGCCGUCGUCCACGGUGCCGCCAUGCUCGGUGCUAAGGCGGCCACCGCAUCCGAGGACGGCACGACAGAGAACUUGUGGUCCAUUAUGGAUCGUAUGAGCAAGCCGGGCAGGCUCGUCAAGCCCGGCACCCUCAAGGGCGAGAAGCUCCUCUUCGACGCCAAGUACAAGGUCUUCCUUGAGCAAUGCAAGACACAACAGGAGUACAGAAAGCAGGUUGAUUCCGCUGUUGACCAGUGGCUGAAGAAGUGA
This is a messenger RNA of Colletotrichum karsti, 3651 nucleotides long. RefSeq names its product fggy-family carbohydrate kinase. The transcript is spliced from 8 exons. Gene Ontology annotation, molecular function: phosphotransferase activity, alcohol group as acceptor; kinase activity. Gene Ontology annotation, biological process: carbohydrate metabolic process; termination of RNA polymerase II transcription. Bases 1 to 3651 code for a protein of 1216 amino acids. Gene Ontology annotation, cellular component: mRNA cleavage factor complex. NCBI's taxonomy places the organism in Eukaryota, Fungi, Ascomycota, Sordariomycetes, Glomerellales, Glomerellaceae. The record is from RefSeq and is a predicted model, not a curated record.